AUCUUGGCCAAGCGCAGCAGCAAAAACGGCUCUCUCUCUCCCUCUCUCAUUUCUUUUUCGAGUCCACAUCAUUUUGAGAUUUCCAAACCGGGGGACAUACCUCAGUGAAAACGGGCAGCUUCUUUUUUGAACGAUUAGAAAUGCGGAUCCACCUUGGAUUUUUACGUCGGAGGAGUACGGAAGCUUCGUUAUCAACUCGACCCAAACCGGAAGAGGCCAAAAAAUGGACAGAAUCUUUCGACAACCUUAUGGCAUCUAAAUAUGGGUCGUCUCUUUAUCGAGCCUUUCUAAUUCGUGAAUUCAGUAAUGAGAACCUUGAAUUUUGGCUGGCCGUGGAAGAGUACAAACAUUUGAAACCGCAAAAAAUGGCAACUAAAGCCCAGCAAAUUUACAACGACUUUGUGGCCGUCCAAGCCUCCAAAGAGAUCAAUCUGGAUGCUGAAACGAGGCUCAUGACACUGGCAAAUGUCCAGUCUAACAAUCCGGACGUACACGCGUUCGAUCGUGCCCAGAGAAGGAUUCAACACAUGAUGGAACGUGAUUCUUACUUGCGUUUCCUUCAGUCUACGCUCUAUCUUGAACUCAUUCACACGGAACAUUGUCCAUCAUCGGCCGGCUACGUUUCCGACAAUUAAAUCAUAGGGCCUAGAUAGAACACGACAACCAAACAACUCAAUCUUGAACGGAUUUUUUGCAGCUACUCACCUAUAGGCUCACUGUGAUAUUAUUCCUCAUGUUUUGGUUCUCCUCUUUCUCAAAUGUGUAAUGCCAGUUUAAACAUUUUUUAAAUAGUCUAAAAUUUUUAAAGGAACACGAAUUUAUUUCAGAGGCGAGUUUCGGUGUCAAAGUUUGAAUUCUGCAGUCCGUCAACUAGUCUCGUUUGUGUGUCUCAAAUAUUGUUAUUUUGUCUUGCCAGGAAUUUUGAGUUGACGUUUCAUGACUAUCGAACAACUCGAAAUGGUUUGCAAGUGCUGUAUGUUUCUUUUAUGUUCUAGUCCACAUAUGUAUUUGUUUUUUUUUCUUAUGUAACCAAUGUAUCGAAAUGGGAAAAAUUCACGGUCGGCGGGUCCCGACCCAAGGGAUCUCGAUGUAAUUUAUUUUUACAAUUACAUGUCUAC
Molecule: messenger RNA, 1118 nt
Organism: Daphnia carinata
Lineage: Eukaryota; Metazoa; Arthropoda; Branchiopoda; Diplostraca; Daphniidae
Product: regulator of G-protein signaling 4-like
Exons: 4
Coding region: 141-635 (164 amino acids)
Source: RefSeq, a predicted model, not a curated record